AUAAAAAAUAAAAAAAGUGGGAAAAUAAUCUUUAAUAAUAUUCAUUUUAUGUAGCUUUUGUCUAGGUUGAACGAAAACUCAUCAAGGAGGAGGCGAAAUCUGAUUCCAGAGACACUGCUGCACCGUUAAGAAAAAGAAGAAAAAAUGGCUUUCAUAAUGGAAUUCGCUGAGAAUCUGGUUCUGAAAUUGAUGGAAGAUCCUAACGAAAGGGAUCGUAGAUUCAGGGAACAUGUGUAUAAGACGAAGGAUAGGUGCGCGAAGACGAAGGAGAUGUGGAGUUACCCUAUGCGACCUUAUGGUUUCUGGACAUUUGAACGCCAUAACUCUCAGCUUGCUUGGGAUGCUCAGAUUAGUCAAGUUGCUGGUCGUAGGGAUCCUUAUGAUGAAAUUCUUUCACAUUACCCUGCCUCAUCUUCGAAAUGAGUGAUGCUGAAGUUGUCUUAACUCACAAGUGUUCUUUGUGAAAAACUGGGAACUAUAUUGGGUUUGUAAUGAAGUCGUCUUAUUUCCUUUUUUAAUCUCCUGUUUUGUUGCAUGUUACAUUGACUACACCGGGUUUGUAAUGAACUAUAUUGGUGUGUCUAAUAAAGUUUCAUAGAACUAUGGUGUUAUAUUAGAUGUUUCUCCAUUGGGAAUAUAAAUUAGUGGCCAAUUGCACUUCCUGGCUGUUUGUCUGUUUUAUGGGUGUGUAAUCUCUUUAUUUACAUAAUUGGGCAGAGUUUUCGUUUCAGUCUUGUUUAAGAUUUAACUCUUCUGGAUAUUAUAGAUUUAAUUCAAUUA
This is a messenger RNA of Medicago truncatula (barrel medic), 780 nucleotides long. RefSeq lists its product as uncharacterized. The record is from RefSeq and is a predicted model, not a curated record. The coding region runs from base 145 to 423 and encodes 92 amino acids. Gene Ontology annotation, cellular component: respiratory chain complex I. NCBI's taxonomy places the organism in Eukaryota, Viridiplantae, Streptophyta, Magnoliopsida, Fabales, Fabaceae. The transcript has 3 exons.